CAUUUCAUCAGAGUUCAGUAUAAAGUUGGUAACAAAUGUAACGUGUAAAUAUUAGGUUAUAUUUAGUAAAUUUUAAAAUUUGGAUUAAUCAAUCAAAAAUAUUUAGUGCGUAUAUAAUGAAGUAUCCAAAAAUGAAUAAAGAACUUCUGCCUAUGAAAGCUCAUUAUUUUUUAUGGAAUGCUGGAACCAGUCCCGUAACACCAUUUCUUAGUUCAUAUGCCAGACAACUAGGCCUGUCCAGUGUAGUGGUGGGCUUCAUUUACACAGUCCUCCCGAUUAGCGGGAUGCUGGCCAAGCCGAUCUUCGGAUCCAUAGCCGACAGAUUCCAUUGUCAAAAAAUUUUAUUUCUUGGCGCCCAACUUUUGACAGCAGCCGCUUUUUUAGCAGUGUUUUAUUCACCGCCAAUAGAAACUGUGAGGAACGUAGAUAUGUCAUGCUAUAACAGUACGACGUCUUUUGUUUUUCACUCGACUGAACCUAUAGAUAAAUGCUUUUUGGAUCCCAUUAAGGCAGAUCGGAAGUGGGAUAAGUGUGAGAUGAGUUGUGGUGUGCUUGAUCCUGCACCACUAUGUGAUAUAUGGAGCAUUGAGGAAUACUGCCUUCCUGAGUACAGUAACCAAAUAUCGUUCACUGCUCUAGUGCCUAAGCACGAGACAACAUUGUCAAAUUAUUCGUUAAUAUUUAAGAUAGAUAACAUAACAUUGAGCAACGGCAGUACAUUAUCCCCGCCUUGUACCGAAACGAAUACCCCGUUUCUUUCGACUUGUCAAAUUAAUUGUGAAGAUUAUAGUUUGAACGAGAUGAUCACUGAAACGUCAGUUAGCGAUGAUGCAGCAUAUGGACUCUACCAGUUUUGGUGUGUGCUAAUUUUUAUGGUGAUUGCAUGGAUUGGACAGGCUGUGGUAGUUAGUGUAGGAGAUGCCAUAUGUUUCGAAUUACUAGGCGACAAACCAAGUCACUAUGGUUAUCAAAGACUAUGGGGAUCUCUUGGUUGGGGAGUUGUUGCAGCAAUCGUUGGAAUAGUCAUUGACUUGUCGAGUCGAGGAAAAGGCCAAAAAGAUUAUACCGCAGCUUUUUACAUGGCGGCCCUAUUUCUUGUUUUCGACUUUCUUACAUCGACUAGAAUCAGUUAUUCUCAAAAGAAAGUCUCCACUAAUAUUUGCCGAGACGUGGCGGUACUUUUGUUCGAUGUCCGCAUCAUAGUUUUUCUAUUUUGGUGUAUAGGCGUUGGCAUGUGCACAGGCUUGAUGUGGCAAUUCCAAUUCUGGCUCGUCGAAGAUUUGGCCAAGAACCAAGGCUGUACAGGAAUGGUUUACGUGAAGACCUUGGAAGGCCUGCUUCAAGGAGUCCAAACCGUUCUGGGAGAAGCGCCGUUUUUCUUCUUUUCAGGAGUUAUUAUCAAGAAACUGGGCCAUGUGAAUACGAUGUCGUUGGUGCUGUUUGCUGUGGGCAUUAGAUUUCUGCUUUAUUCUGUGAUACCCAAUCCAUGGUAUUUCUUGCCUAUUGAAAUAUCAAACGGGCUUACGUUUGGACUGUUCUUCGCUUGUAUGGCAUCGUAUGCCAGUAUAGUAGCGCCUUCAGGAACGGAAGCCACCAUGCAGGGUUUGGUCGGAGCCGUAUUCGAAGGGGUCGGUGUCUCUGCAGGAAGUUACUUAGGAGGAUACUGUUACAAACACUUCGGUGGCCCUCUAACAUUCCGAUAUUUUGGUUAUGGAGCUAUAAUCGUUUGCUUCAUUCACAUUGCCAUUCAGUAUUUAAUAAGAGGAUCUCAGAAUCAGUAUUCGACACCAGAAGAAACUUUAGAAAAGGUCCAACGUGACGACGAAAAAGAAUUGACGUACUUAUAUUCAUGACAACCAAAGAAAUAUUAGUGAUUCUAGUUAAAAUGUAUUUCUUUGGCCUUCGAAGGAACCAGAGCUAUGGAGAGGUCUGAAAACGCUAGACGUUAAGGGUAAUAUUCGAAAAUAUGAUCAAUAUUUUAAAUAUACAUGUUCUCUCUCGAUUUUUACAGGUUAUAAAGACGAAUAUGGAAUUGUUACGAUGGUUCUUAUGCACACGUUGUGAACAAUUCCAAUCUAAUGUAGGUUUCGAACUGUUUCUAAUGCCCCGUGCCCGUUUCUUCUCGAUCGACGAUGAUAAAUAUAAAUAAGUGUUGAAGUCGUGAAGUAAAAAAUGGUUUUAUUGACAGCUACUGAAUUAUUACACUACAGUUGUUGGUUAGAUAAAAUUUACAAUAUAGACUGCAUGCAAAAGAGUGCAAAUCCCCCAACUUAUAAGUUCACCAAUAACGUACACCUCAGCACAAAGAUUAAUGUAUCUAGCAUAGUAACAAAAACUUUGUACUUUGAAAGCUGACAAAUAUAAUUUAAACGAGGAACUAUUGCAACACUAUUUGGCAAUUCAUUCGAUUUGCCGGAAGUUGGAUAAACUGGAAAUUAAACUAUUAAUCGAUAUGUUUCACAAUUAUACACAGUGAAACUAUAAAAAAGUAGGAAGUUAAGAUAAAUGUGAGAUUACAAAUUAAGGGAUUAAUUUGUGAUUGAACACGUUGCUCAACUAAUACAUUAGAUCGAAAUAUAAAUGAAAAAAUAUCCAGCCUCUUAUUUUGUACAGUCUGGUUGUCCCUCGUUCCAGGAUUGAUGCAGUAAAAACUGCAUCAGAUACAGAAAAAUCAAGAAAUUCAGAAUAAACACAUUUACUCCUAAUCUAUGACAGCUCGAGAGUCAUUUAUUUAAUAUGUACAGCUUGUUGCAAUGAUUUAACAACAGAAAUAAUGGUCAGGAUAGAAAUAGCAAGAAAAGCAUUUGUAAAAAUGAAGACAAUUCUCUGCAAUAAAGACGAUAGAUUAGAACUUAGCAAGAGCUCUAAUAUGGUACAUGCUUUCGAUUCUACAGUAUGGACUUAUAAAUAAGCUACUAGUCCAGGACGCAUCUGUUUUGAGAUGGACUUUGAGAGGUGACUCGUAUUUUUUUGCAGAAAUUGCUUGGAAUGUUGGAAUUAACUCAUAUAAUGAUAAUUGAGUUAUCCUCCUGCUCAAAAAGGUCCGGAACAUUGUUUAAAUAAUCAAAAUGUCAAAAAAUGAAGGAGAAAUUCGAUUUUUUUCUUCGUUAUUUGAUUAUAACUUUAAAAGUAUUCAUUUCCGAGAAAAGUUGCACGGACAUAAAAGUUGCUCAAUUAAAUUUGUUACAGUAUAGGAUUGGUUAUAAAUUUUAAAAAUUGUCACCCUUGUUUCAAAAUAGCAAUAAUUGCGAAAAAAACAUAAAAAAACAAGUAUUAGCAUUUUACGUUUUUCAACCAUUUCUACUACCCUUAGGACCUUCAUAUUUCACCCAGAAAAACUUUAUGAUAUAUUAAAACAAUACUGUAAAUCUCGUUAACAUCGGUUCAAUAGAUUUUGCAAAAUAAAUUUUGCAAUCCAGAUUUCGCAAAAAAAAUGCUUUCUUUCAAAAUGUUGCAGGACUGAAAAUAAAGCAAGUAGCAAGUUGAAUUUUUUUUGCAUAAUAUAGAAGAGUAUCGUACCUUUCAUUUGCAAUUUGUAAAAUUAAAAUCGGUUAACUACCACGGCAUCAGAAAUUUUUUUUAAAUAAACACUAAUAUUGGGUGCUACGCACAGGACAGCGGAUACGUUUGCUCUGAUUGGGCAUUCCAAUGACCUGUCAAAAAUUAUCGAAUAUUGCGGCUACCAACGUUUAUCUAAUAUAUUAUUUUCUUACUCUAUAAUAUUUUGUUGUACUUUAAUAUUUUAAUUCCACAAAAAUCAAACUAAUUUGAGUUAAAUUUAUGUUAAAUUUAUGUUAAAAUAAUAAACUUUUAUUCUCUAAGUUAAAAUGUAUGCACAAAGAAAGUUUUUGCUAAAAAAAGUAUUUCAAAGGACAGAGUAUGUGUUUUUAUUUUGCAAUAAACAAAUUUAUUUAUUUAUAUCAAAAUGUACUAAAAAUUAAAAUUUAUCAAUCAUUAUCAAAGGUCAUUGGAAUGCCCAAUCAGAGCAAACGUAUCCGCUGUCCUGCGCGUAGCACCAAAAAUUAAUGUUUAUUUAAAAAAAGAAUGUGUGUGUACUUUGUACGCACGUAAGAAGUUAUACUUCUAUUAUAUGAUUUAAACGAAAUUAAUAUACUUUUUAUUUAUAUUUUGUUUAAAUAUUAAACUAAUUUAUACUUACUACUUCUCAAACAUUUUUAUUAGAACAGUGCCAAAAAUUAAAAUAAUAAAAGAAUAAAACACACACAAACACAUUAAACAAGCCACAAAUGAUGUCUGAACAUAAAUUGUCGAAAAAUUUUUUAACUAAAUACGUAUUUUCUGAAAAACAAUUAUAUAAUAAAUAUACUUACAAUCAUAAAAUGUAUUAAAAAAAACAAAAAAGAAAGUUUCUAUUGGGACUCGAACCAGCGCUGAUAAGAGCGGUUGGUAUUGGAAUUCAUUCGCCUUCUCCGCUUAGCCAUGGACACUAUGUGUCAUUAUUUACGAAGAUCGACUAACUAAACGGAUUAAACUUGUGAUAUUUUGAUAUUUUGAAAAUUGAUCAAAUUAUUUUAAUUUUGAAUUGAAAUGAUUUAGAAUUGAAAAAAUACAACAAAACAUACAGUUAAAAAUCAAUAUAUUAAAGUAUCAAUAUCAAAAGUAAAAAUCAAUAAAUCAAAUUAUAUAAAUAAAAGUAUUACAUACUAUGUAUUUUGGCAGAUCAAAUAGGUAGGUUUAUAUCCAUGAUACAUUAACAAUUAUUACGUACCUGUUGCUUUUAAAAACUAUUUAAAAGUCACUACAAUAUUAUAAACUUUUUUGUUUCUGUCCUCACAACAAUAAAACUAAUAUAUUAUACAUUUGUUUACCUUUACCUUUACCUCCAAACCACAGCUACCAUAUCGGAUAAUUUUUGACAUGUCAUUUGAACAUCCAAUCAGAACAAAGUUAUAAUGCGCAUGCGCCGGGCUGAUAGGUUUUAACAUAUAAAAAAAUCACCCUCUAUCGCCGGUAAAGAAGUAUAACUUCAAAAAAUUUCUGACGCCGUGGUAGUUAACCGAUUUUAAUUUUGCAAAUUGCACAUGAAAGGUACAGUAUUCUUCUACAUGUAAAAAAAAAUUAACUUGCUGUCUGCUUUAUUUUCAGUCCUGCAACAUUUUGAAAAAAUGCAUUUUUUUGCGAAAGCUGGAUUUCUAAAUUUAUUUUGCAAAAUCUGUUAAACCAAUGUUAACUAAAUUUACAGUGUUGUUUUAUUAUAUCAUAAAAUUUUUCUUAGUGAAAUAUGAAGGUACUAAUUGUAGCAUAACUGUAGCAUACUUACCUGGUGUAGGGGUUACCGUGAUCAAUAAGGCGGUUCCCCCAGAGUGAGGCCUUUCCAUUGCACUACGGAGAGGCUGACCUCUGCGAUUAUCCCUAAUGCGGAUAACUCGGACACGUAAUUUUUGCUAGUAGUUGCUGUAGCAUAACUGGUUGAAAAACGUAAAAUGCGAAUACUUGUUUUUUGUGGUUUUUUCGUAAUUAUUUCUGUUUUGCAACAAGGGUGACAAUUUUAAAAUUUUUGAAUCAAUGCUAUAUUCUAGGAAAUUUAAUUACUCAACUUUUACGUCAGUGCAAUUUUUCUCGGAAAUGAAUACUUUUAAAGUUAUAAUCAAUAAACGAAGAAAAAAAUCGAAUUUUUCCUUUAUUUUUUGACAUUUUGAUUAUUUAAACAAUGUUCCGGAGCUUUUGGACUGGGAGGAUAUCUCAAUUAUUAUUACAUGAGUUAUUUCCAAGCAAUUUCUGCAAAAAAAUAUGAGUCACCUCUCAACGUCCAAAUGUACUAAUGUUUUUACAGAUGCGCCCUGGUCUAUACAGUCAUUUGAAUUGUGGUGUUGAGAAUGAUGCUUAGAAUAGCAUGAACACAGAAGAAAACGAACAUGGAAGUAUUGCGUGAAAUGGGCAAAGAAUAUGAAAUAAUAAGCACAAUAAAAAUAAGAAAGUUACAAUAUCUGGGACACGUAAUUUAUUUAUUUAUUUAUUUACUGAAAUAUACAUCCACCAGGUAUAAACCCAUAAAGGUGUACAUAAGAAAACUACAUUAACUGAACACUUGAUGGCAAAAUAUAAAAUAAAAUAAAGAAUAACCAAAAAUGUUUCUGUUGUUAAUACACAUACACAAUAAUAAUAAAACAAAGACCUUAAUAAAGAAAAAUAACAUGACAUCAAUUCGAUAAGCUAUUGCAUAUUUCGCGUUUAAAGAUGUUAAAACUAAGAAAAAAAAUGUCCACAGAUCUUAAGUUGAGGGGACAGUGAUAUGGAAUGCUAAGAUUGAUAACACAGGGAAAGAUAAGAGGAGGAAGGAGUAUAGGAAGAAGGAGAGUGUCAUGGGUAAAAAAUUGAAGGGACUGGUUUAAAUACAUUUCAAUAGAACUCUUUAGAGCAGCGGUAGAUUGAGUAAAGAUAGUGAUGAUAAUAUCUAACCUCCGAUUGGAAGUCGGCACGUAAAGAAGAAGGAAUCCAUUGUUUAGUAAAAAUAAUUGUGGAAAAGAAGGUGGCACUAAAGCACCAGUGGCGUCGCAUAAAAAGGUAUCGUAACAAUACUGUUACUGUUGACAAAUAUAUUAAGAGACAUGUUUGACCACGUAUACUUGUCUCAGACGGUAUAUUUCAUUCCUUACUCUCAGUAUUAAUAAAACAUUGAAAUAUUUUAGUGAUGUAUGAUUGAAUAAACGAUUUUAUUAUGGGAAAUUAAAAAAAAAACAGUGACGUUACCAUAAAACAUGAAUUCGUGUUUUUUGGAGUACUUAGUUGCAUAUUUUAUUUAUGCUAACAUAACAUAUGGCUCGAAUAUUUUUAUACAGACUGAUUUUACACUUGAUAGAACUUAUUUGCAAUUGGAUAUCAUACAUCAUAAUUAAUAGCCGUAUUUUGUAAUUUUUUUAUUUUUCGCUUAAAACUGUAAAUAAAAUGAUAAUCUGACAAUUUUAACAUUGUCUUUUGCAUCUGCUGUCGUUUUUGUAAGUUUCUUUUACUGAUUAUUUGAUCGCCGAAAUCGUAGCAUACAUGGUUGAGCUAGGUGUAGGUAAGUUGUGAGACAGUUUGUAAGGUUAUGUUCACUUUCCUUCACUUAAUCUGAAUCAAUAAAGCACGGCAAAAGGCUAUACAUCCAUUAUGAAAUGAUACAGUAUGACAAGCCUAUGAAAUUCUCUAGAAGAAGGUACCGGAGGUAAGAACGUUUUCUUCUUAGCCUCCUGUCGUCCAUUGUUGGACAUAUUCCUCUCCCAACUCCUUCCAUCAAUCCCUAUCCUGAGCAACUUACUUCGCAGGUUACACUGUUGCCAUUUCUGUUAUGUUUAGUUUAUUCAUAUUUGCCUUGGUUAGGGUUCAAGUUUGACAUCCAUAUGUCAUUAUAUGAAGGAUGCACUGGUUAGAAUAGAAUAGAAAUAUGCUUUAUUGUCAUGGAAAAUUGUACAAUUUUAUCUACAAAGCUUAUAAAAAGUCAUGAAAACAAAACAAUAACAAUACAAUUUACCAAAACACUGUUGAACACUUUGCUCCUCAAAGGUUUACAAUAAAAUUGGAAAGAUAGACGACAAUUCUCUGAAACAUAUAGGCAGAAAGAAAAUCUUUACACCUCAAAAAAGGUUAAUUACUGCCUGAAAAACCUUAGCUUCUGACUUGUGGAAACAAAAUAGACAGAAAGUCUAUAGUCCAAGAGGUAGCGCUGAAAAAUCUCUUUGAAUUUACUAAAGCUAGAUUUUUCACAGUUGAUUACUGUGAUUGUGUAGAGAAACAUGCUGCGGUCGGUCAAGCGAAACGUAGAACAGGGGUUACUGAGAGGGUAUCAAAGUUGAUUUCCUACGAAGGUAAUUAAAUCCAUUUACUAAGGCUGAAAAUCAGUACACACAUUCUAAAUUAAAUAUAAAUAAAAGUUAUUAUAGUCGGUCAGCUGUAUGACGGGACAGAGCCGGUCGGUCGGCCCCAGUGAAUGUACAGUUAUUCACUAUAUUUUGACGCCCUUGUAAACUGCUUUAUUUACAGAAUUAGAAAAAAAUGUAAAAUACAAAAGUUAUUCGAUUUUUAAAAUUAUGAUUUUUUAACAUAUCCUACUAGUGACGUCAUCCAUCUGGGCGUGAUGACGUAAUAGACUAUUUUUUUAAAUGGGAAUAGGGGUCGAGUGCUAGCUCAUUUGAAAGGUUAUUCAAUUCCCUAUUCAGUAAUAUAAACAUUAACAUGAUUAAUUAUGCAGGCUGUCCAAAAAAUUUUUUUUAUUUAAAUUGAUUGUUUAAUUAAUAAUUCAAAAUUUUUUUGGACACCCUGUAUAAAUAAUGAUUUUAAUGUUUAUAGUACUGUAUAGAGAAUUGAAUAACCUUUCAAAGGAGCUAGCACACGACCCCUAUUAAUUCUCAUUUAAAAAAAUAGUCGAUUUUUCGAUAGCCAUAACGUCCAGAUGUAUGACGUCACUAGUACGAUAUAUAUGUCAAAAAAUACAUUUUUUUCUAAUUCUGUAAAUAAAGCAGUUUACAAGGGGGUCAAAAUAUAGUGAAUAAACCUGUUCAUUCAUUGGGGCCGACCGACCGGCUCUGUCCCGUCAUACAGCUGACCGACUAUAAUAACUUUUAUUUAUAUUUAAUUUAGAAUGUGUGUACUGAUUUUCCGCCUUAGUAAAUGGAUUUAAUUACCUUCGUAGGAAAGCAACUUUGAUACCCUCUCAGUAACCCCUGUUCUACGUUUCGCUUGACCGACCGCAGUAUGUUUCUCUACACACUCACAGUAAUCAACUGUGUAAAAUCUAGCUUUAGUAAAUUCAAAGAGAUUUUUCAGCGCUGCCUCUCCGUCUAUAAUAUUUUGCUUUCAAGUAAGCUAACAAAUGCCAUCAAAUGGGAGAAACACAUGCUCAGGAAAUAAAAUGAACUAACUAUAAUACUAAUAAGAGUUAUUAAAAUUACCGGAACAACACCACUUAACGUGUUAAAACAUUUAUAGUUAUAAACAAUUUUGGUUUAAAACUUAUCGGCAGUGGAUGCAAAGACGUUUUUAAAUUUAUUAUUUUAACAUCUUAAUUUUAACAUUUGAAUUCAUUUAUUUACUGGUUUUACAAUUUUUUUGAAUUUUCAAAAAUCAUUUUUGUAGAACCUCUCCAAGAAUACCUAAGAAAAAAGCUCUGUGUUCCUAUGAAAGGAAAAACGAAAAGGUAGUUUCUCGGUAGUGUUCCUAUUUAUUAGAUUGUUUUAUGGUGAUUUUUUUGUGUUAAAUUAUUAUUUAUUGGUCGAAAUUUUACUUAUUUUAGUGAUUUUUUUAUAUACAAUACAAAAAUUUGUUUUCCAAAUAGUUUUAAGUAUAUUAAUAACGAAAAUGAUGAUUUUAUAAAGAUGAAUUGCAAAAAUACACCAUAUACCACUGUAUUCGACAAAAACCUGAUCAGUUAUAGUUUUGUUGGCCAUAUUUGUUUGUUUUCCAAUGUUUUCGUUUGAUAAGAAAAACAUUUUUAUAGUUUGACAUACAUUGUUCAAUGUAGUCUUGCUGAACUUUACUAAAAUUGUCCCGGUAAUCUUGUAACUUAUGGAUUCCAUUCCUGAAAUAGAAUUCCGGUAAACUAUCCGGAAAAUUUUUGGAAUGUAAGAACCUUUUGAUAUGCUGAACGUAGUCCUCCCGUAAAUAAUUCCAUUACGUGCGACCAUCUUGUUGGGGAAAAUUUAGGCCCUCUCCUAUCAGGGACUAAUUGUUAAAAUUUCUUAAUAUUUUUUCGCACAAAUUGCACCUUCCGCCGCCUUAUCAUUUUUUUUUGUGACAAACUAUCUUGUUUAACACAUAACUGUGGUGUAUAUUGCAAUUUUACUAUUUAAAUUGCCCUAAAAACAAUUUUUUGUGAAAUUUUAACUUCAGGGUUUAUUUUGUAAGUUGUUAAUUUAUUGUAAUUUCGUUUAGAAACAUUUUUGUAAUUUGUGAUACUAGGGAAUUUUAUAUUUAUGAAAUAACUGUUUUUGUUUCAUAUGGUUAUUAAAAUAUGACACGAAAA
Molecule: messenger RNA, 9958 nt
Organism: Diabrotica virgifera virgifera (western corn rootworm)
Lineage: Eukaryota; Metazoa; Arthropoda; Insecta; Coleoptera; Chrysomelidae
Product: major facilitator superfamily domain-containing protein 6
Exons: 7
Coding region: 117-1853 (578 amino acids)
Cellular component (GO): membrane
Source: RefSeq, a predicted model, not a curated record